AUGACUGGUCAACAAUCACAACUAUUACACCCUCAACUACCACAUCAACAGCUACAACAAUCUCUUCAACAGCCUCAGUUAGCAGCCACAGGAAUUGAUUUAGGUGUUCAUCCUUCUGGAAUUGUCCCAACACUCCAAAAUAUUGUUGCCACGGUAAACUUGGAUUGUCGCCUAGAUCUUAAAACAAUUGCUCUACACGCUCGUAAUGCAGAAUAUAAUCCAAAGCGAUUUGCGGCUGUUAUUAUGCGUAUUCGUGAGCCCAAAACUACAGCUCUUAUCUUUGCAUCAGGCAAGAUGGUUGUCACAGGUGCCAAGAGUGAGGAUAACUCAAAGCUGGCAUCCAGAAAAUAUGCCAGAAUCAUUCAAAAGCUUGGAUUUCAGGCAAAGUUUACUGAUUUUAAAAUUCAAAAUAUCGUUGGUUCCUGCGAUGUCAAAUUCCCUAUUCGGCUUGAAGGACUUGCUUAUGCCCACGGGCAUUUCUCUAGUUAUGAACCCGAAUUGUUUCCUGGCCUAAUUUACCGUAUGGUCAAACCAAAGAUUGUUCUCCUUAUUUUUGUAUCCGGCAAGAUUGUUCUUACUGGUGCAAAAGUCCGAGAAGAAAUUUACCAAGCUUUUGAAAGCAUUUAUCCUGUGCUUACUGAGUUCCGGAAGCCAUAGUUUAUCUAACCUUCUGAAGCACUUGCUGUUUACUU
Messenger RNA from Batrachochytrium dendrobatidis JAM81, 692 nucleotides. RefSeq names its product Tata-Box binding protein ytbp. Gene Ontology annotation, biological process: DNA-templated transcription initiation. The record is from RefSeq and is a predicted model, not a curated record. Gene Ontology annotation, molecular function: DNA binding; RNA polymerase II general transcription initiation factor activity. The transcript is spliced from 5 exons. Bases 1 to 657 code for a protein of 218 amino acids. Lineage: Eukaryota; Fungi; Chytridiomycota; Chytridiomycetes; Rhizophydiales.